AGGAGCGUCGGAGCAGCUAACGUCAAACAACUUCGGUUACACCGCGGGCAGACUGCGUUCCUCACAAAACCAGGUUGUGGUACGUUUGACAGGUUCCUCAGGUGGAAUCUUUCUUUGCCCAUUAGCAGAAUAAAAGUCCAAAGGGGAGUUGUGAGGGGAGCUCCGUGUCCAACCCCUUUCCCUAUACAGACAUCCGGCCAGUAUGUCCAGUGACCCUCCUCCUCCGUACCCAGGAGGUCCCAGUGCCCCUCUCAUUGAGGAGAAAAAUGGACAACCUGUAAGAACUGCUCCAAUACAGGGACAGCCCUUGCCUCCAGACUAUGGUCCUCCACCCUAUGAGGCCUCACAGCCAGGCUUCCUUCCCCCACAUGUCCCUGGAGAAGGGCCCAUGCCCAUGCCAAUGCCAAUGCCUCCACCACCACCAGGUGGCCCCUACCCACCUCCGCCCGGUCACUUUCCUCACCCAAUGCCAGGACAGAUGGGUCCCGGUCCCAGUCAAUUUGUCCACAUGGGAGGUCACACAGCGACCGUCCUGGCUCCUCCAGGAGCAGCCACCACUGUGACCGUCCUGCAAGGGGAAAUGUUCCAGACCUCACCAGUGCAAACCGUGUGUCCGCACUGUCAGCAGGCAAUCAUCACCCGCAUCUCCCAUGAUGUCGGACUCAUGAACACACUUUUCUGCCUCUUCUGCUUCUUUGUAGGAUGUGAUCUCGGCUGCUGCUUGAUUCCCUGCCUGAUUGAUGACCUCAAGGAUGUGACACACACCUGCCCGUACUGUAAGGGGUACAUUUACACAUACAAGCGUAUAUGCUAACCACCGACAGCAGUAUGCUACAGAGACAUGUACAUGCACACACAUAAACUCACUGCUCCUCCUGCUGGUAGUGACAGGCUUUCCCCCCAUUUUUGCAAAGUGUUGUGAAGCCCUCUUAAAUUGUAAGUGCAGUUUUCUCAUUAGUUCACAGAAUAUUUACUGUAUAUAUCGUUCAGCAGAAUUUGUUCAUGUAUAAAGAUGCAUUUGAAAUGUACAAAUCUCAUUGAAUUACAGAAGAUGUAGGGCAUGAAAACAUCUGCCGAUAUGGUGGAUGUGGAUUCCGUGUGGAAAACUGGAGAAAAGGCUCGUGAUUUUACGUUACUUGAAAAAGACAGACAGCCUCAGUGAGAGAAAGCUGUGAAAACGGUCACUUUGUUCAUUUGAAAUCAUAUGUGAAUCUUACUGAGAAGCAGGUGUAUUGAAGUCAAACAUGCUGGGUUAACUUUUUUCUUCUCUUAUUUAUUUCAAAUAUUUUAUCCACUAUUUUAAUAAGUUAACACUGAGAACUGUUUCGUUCAUGUCUGAUGAUUUUGUUCUAUCAGACCUAGGUUUUCCUUUUAUCGUUAUCCCUCUUUGAAUGUGAGCAAGCUAACGAACCAUUUUCAGCUUUGAGUAUUAAUCUUCUGGACGUCAGUCAGAAGGCACAAAAUGUUUGGUGAUUUGCGGUGGAGCGAUUCUGCGUUAAUGCCCUCCGUGCGCAAUGUGGUACUUAAUUUUGAUGAUGAAGCCAAAAUUUGCACUUUAAGUUGGAAUUCCAAUUUCCCCUUCUGAUGCAUUAAAAACUACCAACCUCAGCUAUCAUUAGUCUGUUAGAGAUUUUGGCUUUGAGGAGAAAAAAAUGUGAGCAGUAUAUACUUUUGGCUUUUACUUGGGUUUGUUGUUAGCUGAUUAAAUCCCACCAUACUUGCACUUAUUCAGAGUAGAGUAGACUCAAAUAGAGCUAGCAGACAGAGUUUUACUGUUACUCAUGGAGACACACUGCAUGACAUCUCAGUUAUCUUGUGUCCUCUCUCUGGCCCUUGUGUCAGUUUGAUGCACCGCUCCACACUAGAUCAUCUCCUCACUGAUACUGUUGGCUGAUGGUUAGUUUUUCAGUGCCACAGUAAAAAGUAGCUAGUUUAAAGUAGAAAAGUAUUUUUGCAAACAAAUGACAGUGGUGGCGCCAUGAUCACAUACAGUAACACUGUUUAACCUCUAACCUUUCUAAUAUGGUAUCAACCCUUAAAGAGUACCUGCAUUGCUCAGAUGCAUGUUAGAUAACAGAGAUGUCUUUUGACUAAUACUAAAUAGUGACCUCUCUGCUAGGAAUAAGCUUCAAAUAAAUGAUUGUAUUAGACAUCUUGCAAAAUGACAUUGUGGUUCCAUUGAGAUUCCUACUAACAACGAAACAACCAUUGUCCCACCACAGCAUGCCCAAACUGCCAUUCACUCACCAAGUGCAGAGUUGUUCUGCAUGAGCCACACAUCAAAAUGAAUAAUUCUCACUGGCUAGUUUAUUGACUCUGUGCAUUUAAUUUUUUUUCCCUGAGGCUAGCUAAGCUGUGCAAGAAAGUCAAUUCUGAGUUGAAGGUUUGCAUUAAACUUUUAAUACAAAGUACUGUAUGCCAUUGUUGUGAAUGAUGCUGGUCCGCAUUGCUCUAAAUGUCUGUGAAAUGUAUAACUAUGUAAGUCAAAAUUUGUUUGACUGUUGUAUACAGGUACUAUUUUAUCAAUAAAAAUCAGAACAUGA
Molecule: messenger RNA, 2543 nt
Organism: Chelmon rostratus (copperband butterflyfish)
Lineage: Eukaryota; Metazoa; Chordata; Actinopteri; Chaetodontiformes; Chaetodontidae
Gene: cdip1
Product: cell death-inducing p53 target 1
Exons: 6
Coding region: 203-814 (203 amino acids)
Biological process (GO): tumor necrosis factor-mediated signaling pathway; intrinsic apoptotic signaling pathway in response to DNA damage by p53 class mediator
Molecular function (GO): zinc ion binding
Source: RefSeq, a predicted model, not a curated record